Molecule: messenger RNA, 1484 nt
Organism: Mytilus californianus (California mussel)
Lineage: Eukaryota; Metazoa; Mollusca; Bivalvia; Mytilida; Mytilidae
Product: protein yellow-like
Exons: 3
Coding region: 1-1260 (419 amino acids)
Source: RefSeq, a predicted model, not a curated record
AUGACACUACAUAAAUUACUUAUAUACCUAUUUGUACUUAAAUCGUCAUGUUUACUUAUUUCUGCAAAAGUGUUCAAACAAGGAAUAGACGCUGAUGUUGUUUAUAAAUGGACAAAACUUGAUUUCAAAUGGCUUCACACUGGUGAUAAACAAAAUGCAAUCCGCAAUGGCUCCUUCAUUGUUGAAAACAAUAUUAUAACUGGUAUCAAAGUUUAUUCAGGAAGAAUUUUUGUCACAGUUCCAAGAUGGAGGCCUGGUGUGCCAUCAACCUUGAACGAAGUAAUGAAUUCAAGCCACGAUCGUGCAAUUCUUAAUCCUUUCCCUAGCUGGGACAUGCAAAAGAUUGGGGACUGUGACGCUUUCCAAUAUGUUCAAAGUAUGGAAAUUGACCCAAAUACAGGACAGAUGUGGAUAAUCGAUACCGGAAGUGCCCGUGGUGGGACGACACAAUGCAAUGCGAAAAUUGUAAUUUAUGACCUCAAAUCGAAUUACUUUAUACGGAAACAUUUAUUUCCUGAUAGUGUUGUCUCAAAGGGCACAAAUUUCCUUAAUGAUAUAGUAAUCGAUUAUGUUCAUGGUAAGCCCAAAUUUGCAUAUAUUUCCGACACUGGAAAAGUUCCGAAGAUAGUUGUGUAUGAUUAUGAAAAUGACGAAUCCUACUUUUUCAACCAUAAAUCAAUGUAUCCAGAAAACGGUCACAUGACUAUUAUUUCUAAUGAUGGAAUAGCCAUGUCCCCUGACUUUCAAUAUGUAUAUUAUUGUGCAUUAGCAGAUCUAAAUCUUUACAGAAUCCCAACAAAAGUACUCCGAGAACGAGGCAACUUUUCUCAAUCUUAUCAGUAUGUUGGACGAAAGAGUUCGCCGUCAGACGGAAUGACAUUCAGUCAGAUAGGAUUGUACGUAGGUGCAUUGACCGCAGAUAUGGUUUAUAAAGAAAGCCUCGAAAGUUUACAAGGCGGAAGUAUAAACUUAACCGAGGUUCCACUGUUUUCUCAGCCAAUGGAAACGUUAGAAUGGGUAGAUACUUUUUGCAUUGACGAAGAUGGCAAUUUAUGGUUCGUCGCCAACAGUCUAGUGCGUUUUUUUACAUACACCAUGAGGUUCAAAAAUACUGAAAAUGCAAACAUGCGUAUUUGGAAAGUUAAUAUUGGAGAACAAGGUUAUCUGUGGAGGAACACAAAUAUGGCAUCAAAACAUCAAAUCUAUUAUCAUAUCCUAAUUUUUAUGAUUUUUAUGAUUAAAUUUUCAAUUGUUUCAUAACACUGAUAAUGCAAAAAUUGAUUUUUUUCGACGCACCUAUAGUCUUUUUUGAGUUCAUUCGAUACCCGGCAACUUUUUUCUUUAUGUUUAUACUGUGAACUUAGAUGUCGAACGACUGACAUCUUUACCUUCAUUCGUGUUAUCUCGAUUGAAUGGGAAUUUGUAUUUCAUUUCACAUAUAAAUAUGAACAACGGUUUUCUCUCAUUCUUUACCGAUUUAUACU